Vanessa atalanta (red admiral) is the source of this 1778-nucleotide messenger RNA. RefSeq lists its product as uncharacterized. The record is from RefSeq and is a predicted model, not a curated record. The transcript is spliced from 3 exons. NCBI's taxonomy places the organism in Eukaryota, Metazoa, Arthropoda, Insecta, Lepidoptera, Nymphalidae. The coding region runs from base 162 to 1778 and encodes 538 amino acids.
UUUAUUAUUUAAUUAGUAUUAUUUUGCGACUUUGGCUACGUAUACAGGAUUCUGACGGUUAUUGCUUUAACGAACAACCCACGCUUUUCUUAACGGACUUAGUUUUCUUGCCUACUCGACCUUACCUCAGCUAUAACUACCGGAUUUCGAAGCAGAAUACAAUGAGUGAUCAACGACUUCAUUGUAUCAAUUGCGGCAUAGCUAGCUGGCGGCGUAAUCCUUCUAUAGGAUUACAUCAAAUAGAAGAGGAAAGCAUUCUUUCAGUCAUACAGCAAUGGGUUGCUCCUCAAGUAGUCAACAGAUCUCAUCACAUCUGCCAAGGAUGCAGGGAUUUAGCUAUGCGUCCCUCGGGUGCAGAUGAGCAACUUUCAAUUCCAACAACUGGACAUUGUCAAGUGUGUGUCAACUGUGGACGUUCAGUGUUGCGCGCAAGAUCUCAUUUAUUGCGCACUGACAUUGAACGAGAAAGAAGGAUUCAUACAGUGAUUUCUGAAUGGAUCUUGCCUCGUACUAUUUCAAGAGCUCGAGCUCUCAUUUGCCAUAGUUGCUGGGUGAGAGCUGAUAGAAAUGCUCAUCAUUAUCUUGCUAGACCAUCUGGAUCUUCAGGAUCAGUAAAUGUAACAAGUGGGCAUGGUGAACUGACUCCGCAGUGUCCUCCACCUCCGCGACCUACGUCACAGGCUUCACAAGCUACAUCACAGUUCACCCCCAGGGUUAGCGAUUCCAUAAUAUUACCUGACUAUGUAAGGGCAGUAGACACGGAAUCUCAAUGUUUUAUUGAAGGCUGCCGGAGACAAGAGAGGAAUCGAGUUCCUGUCACCAUUAGAAAAAUGUUGUUAGAUCAUUAUAAAUUCUACAUCCCAAAAAACAACAGAUUAUGCGACCACCAUUUGAAAAUUCAGUCAUGGGAUUUUCUUACUGGAAUUUUAGAAAAUUACAUUAAUGUGUUUACAGCGUUGCAUAUUCAAGACAUGCUAGAAUUAAAGAGUCACUCAAAUACCGGCUUGAACUUUAUUGACAUCCAAAAUAUGGAAGACCAUUUGGUGCACCAUUGGUUAGGCUUUACCAAAGAGCAAUAUCAAAGGAUUUUAAAUGAAGUUCCACAAUUACUGUUAAAGUCAUCAGGCCCUAUUGGGUUGACAGCGUACUUGAUGAAGUUGAGAACCAGUGAUUCAAAUGAAAGAAUAUCUGCGCUAUUCAACAUUCCAAAAAGGACACUUGAUGGAUAUGUAUCUGAAGCUCGACACUUGAUGUAUGAUUAUUUUGUACCUAGGCAUUUAGGGCUAAACCAUAUGAAUCGCCAGGAAAUUGUUGACAGAACCCUGUUAAUACCACAAGGUUUAUUUGGAAACCAUAAUGGGGUAAAUAAACCUGUUAUAAUAAUCGAUGGUACAUAUUGUUUUAUUGAAAAAAGUUCAAAUUAUUUGUACCAGAAAAGAACUUAUAGUUUACAUAAGUAUAAUAACUUAGUAAAACCCUUUAUGAUUGUUUGUGCAGAUGGUCAUAUUGUUGAUGUAAUGGGCCCCUAUCCUGCUACAACAUCAGAUGCAGAAAUCAUUAAUCAUGAGUUUCGUGAUCCUAAUUCAAUAUUACGUCAAUAUUUUCAAGCUGGUGAUGCAUUCGUUUUGGAUAGGGGUUUCAGAGAUGCCUUGCCUUUAUUACAUGAAUGUGGUUAUAGAACUUACGUCCCACCAACAUUACAGGAGGGUGAAUGGCAGCAUUCCACAUUAGAGGCCAACAAAUCAAGGGCAGUCACCAUAUACCAGAUGGGUUGUUGA